UGUUUAAUGCAGCUUCGAUGACCGCCUUGUAUUAGUAUGUUAAAGCCAAUUCAUAAGAAGCUAUUCUUAGUUGUUUAUUUCAGUUCCAGGUUCCAGCCUCCGCAACCGCCUUGGUGCUUUUUCUAUAUAAAUAAACUUGUGCUAUAUACUACUCAACACAGAUAAUAAGUAAAUUGUUACAACCGCCCUUUACAAUAUCUUAUCUUAAACACUCUUCUCAUAUCUCUCUCACUCAAACCUACUUUCUCCUUUCUUUCUCUUCUGGAAACAAUUACUAAAGGAUGAGUAAACAAGACUUCUUGAAAGUUCAGAGCUGUGUUCUCAAGGUUAAUAUCCACUGCGAUGGUUGUGAGCAAAAAGUCAAGAAACUGCUGCAGAAAAUCGAUGGGGUUUAUUCUGUGAGAAUAGAUGCAGAUGAAGGGAAAGUGGUAGUGGCAGGAGAUGUGGAUCCAGCGAAACUGGUAAAAAAGCUAAAGAGGGGAGGGAAGCAUGCUGAGAUAUGGCAGAACCAGAAAGGAGAAAUGAUGUACAAUCACAAGUAUCCCAUCAACCAGAACAUGAUGCAACUUGGGGGAAAGGACAAUAAUAAGUCUCAAAAUCAAAAGGGUCAGAAAGAGAAAGGUGCUGGAGGUGUUGGUCAACUAGCACACUUCCCAAACAUUAAAGGGAUUCAGGAUCUCAAGGUACCUGCCAAGGAACAAAAAUCUGUCAAGUUCAACUUGCCAGAGGAUGAAUUUGAUGCCUCUGAUGAUGGUUUUGAUGAAUAUGACGACAAUUUUGAUGAAUAUGAUGAGGAAGGAUUAAGCCAUGGGCAUCCAUUGAAUCAGAAGAAGAUGAUGCCAAUGAUGGGGGAUGGCCGUGGGCCUCAUGGGCCUCCUGCUAUGAUGAAUGGGCCUGCCAUAAAUCACAACCAUAAAGGCAAUUCUGGUGGGAGUAGUGUCAAGAAAGCUGACGUCAUUGAUCAGGCAAUGAUGUUCAAGGGCAAAGGUGGAAAUUUCAACGAGGCCUAUGGAGGAAAGAAAGGUAGUAGUAACCAAAAAGUUGAAAAGAAGAAGGGAGAUGAUCAUAAGAAAAAGAAUGGAUUACUAGGUCGGUUUCUAGGCUUUGGGAAAAAAAAGAGCAAGAAGGGAGAGUUAGAAGAAGCAACUAAUACCAAUAAUAGCAAGAAUGGAGGCGAAAAUAAGAAAGGAAAGGAAGGGAAAAAAGGUGAAGGUAAAUUGGAGGACCAUGCUAACAAUGACUUUGACUUUCAUGAUUAUGGUCACACCCUUACUCAUCCCAAAAACAACGUCAAAGAAGGCCAGAUGGGCCCAGGCCCAAUAAUGGGUCAUCAGAUGAAGAAUAUUCCAUCAGUGCAAGGACUUCCUGCGAUGAACGAUGAUGGUGGGUAUUAUCAAGGGGUGCAAAUGCAGCAUGCUCCAUAUAAUAACCUUCAGCAGCAGCACUACAUGGGUAUGAUGAUGAACCAGCAGCAGCAUCAACAUCAGCAAGCAAAUCUGAAUAACAACAUGUACCCAACAUCCAUGAUGUAUGGUAGGUCACAUCCAUCUAUGAACUACAUGCCACCACCUCCUAUGCCAUCUCACCCAAUGGCCGAUCCUAUUACUCAUACCUUCAGUGAUGAGAAUGUUGAGAGCUGCAGUAUCAUGUAAUUAAUUACUAGUGACAACUUGCUUUUCUGCUAUAUGUUUUGGUCUUUUUAGGAAAAUCAUUAAAUUUUGUGUAGGACGGAAAAUGUGUGAUGUUUAGGGUUAUAUUAUAUAAUAUAUUAUAAUAAUACAAUGUUUGUUCAUUUUAUUUA
Messenger RNA from Glycine soja, 1801 nucleotides. Its product is annotated as heavy metal-associated isoprenylated plant protein 32-like. Gene Ontology annotation, molecular function: metal ion binding. NCBI's taxonomy places the organism in Eukaryota, Viridiplantae, Streptophyta, Magnoliopsida, Fabales, Fabaceae. The transcript is spliced from 3 exons. The coding region runs from base 282 to 1652 and encodes 456 amino acids. The record is from RefSeq and is a predicted model, not a curated record.